AUGGAGACGAGAUCUGUGAAAUGGAAGAAGAAGAUGAAGAAGAAGAAGAUAGUGGAGGAAGCAAAUGGAGACAUGAUCAGCGACCUCCCUGAUUCUCUUAUUCACCAGAUUCUCAUCUUACUUCCUCUACAAUCCGCAGCUAAAACUAGCUCACUCUCGAGAAGAUGGAGAUCUCUCUUUCUCUCAUUGCCUGAUCUUGAUUUCACCUCCAUUAAUGAAAACCCUAAACCACAAUCUUUCUCUUCUAACUCCAUUUACCAAAUGCUUUCUCUUCGUGAUCACCGUGACUCCAACAAUCUCAGAUCACUUCGUUUCCGCGUUCCGAUCACUUUCACAAGUCUCAAUUCCUUGAUUCGUUUAGCUGUUACUCAUCAGGUUCAAGAUCUUGACAUUGAAGUCACUACCAAAGACUACUUCAACUUCCCUCGUUGGAUUGUGACAUCUCAAAACCUAAGAGCUUUGAAGCUUAAAUCAUCUUGUCCUGGUUUUAGAUUACCUCCUUCAUCAUCAAUCUCCGGAGGCUUUCAAAAAAUCACUUCACUCUCUUUAUCUCUUGUGAUUCUAAACAACCAGCCUUAUCUCUCUGAUUUCUUCACCGAUCCAAACUUUCCUCUUCUAGAGAAACUAGCCCUAGAAAAUUGCUUCGGGCUCAAGCAACUUAAGGUCAGUUGCUGUCUUCUCCAAGAGUUUACUCUAACAAACUCUUUGCAGCUUGAUGGUUUAGAGGUUUCUGGUAAUAGGCUAAAGAGACUUAAGGUUGUGAGUUGUUUCCAUUCGUACUCAGAAGAGAGUUUUGUGAAGAUCAACACACCGAAUCUCAAAACUUUCCUCUGGAACUCAAACGCAGUCACUACUAGUGUUCAUUUCUUGGACAAGUUAGUUUGUCUGAGAAAAGCUUUCGUUGGAGUGCUUUUACUUCAUCAAGAUCUCAGUUCUCAGACACAGAGCUUGUUCACUCUCUUGUCAGGUCUCUGUCACUCCUAUAAACUACAACUUGGAAACCAAUCCGUAGAGAUUUUGUCAAGCAAGAAGGGAUUAGUGAAGAUUCAUCUUCUACCGUUUCAGAACAUGAGAUUCUUGGAACUGCAAACACGUUUCAACAGACACAAUGUUCAAGCACUAUCAUGUCUGUUCAAGAGCUGUCCAAUGCUUAACAUACUUCUUCUCAAGAUCAUUAAUGACCAAAUAAGUGAAAGAAGGCAAUGGAAUAAGGAUUUGUGGGAUAUGUCAAACUCAGAGAUUCAGUACUGGGAAUCUCAAACCUGUGAAGUGGAAUCUUUCUUGAACCACUUGGAGUUUGUGGAGAUUAAUGGCUUCUUAGAGUGCGAAAACGAAAUGAGCCUGGCGAUCUUCCUGCUAAGGCAUGGAAAGGCUUUGAUCAAGAUGACUCUUCGAUCUAGUUUCCUUUGUAGAGACUCUCUCCGGAGACAAAUGAUAAGGUCACAGCUAAUGGGAUUCUCUAUGGCUUCUUCCAAAGCCAAAAUCUCAUUCCAAUGA
Molecule: messenger RNA, 1497 nt
Organism: Microthlaspi erraticum
Lineage: Eukaryota; Viridiplantae; Streptophyta; Magnoliopsida; Brassicales; Brassicaceae
Source: the annotation of a GenBank genome assembly